AUGUUUUAUUUUUAUUUUUUAUGUUUUAUUUUUAUUUUUUAUGUUUUAUUUUUAUUUUUUAUGUUUUAUUUUUUAUUUAAUUUAUUGUAUUUUUAA
Spirodela intermedia is the source of this 96-nucleotide messenger RNA. The record is from the annotation of a GenBank genome assembly. NCBI's taxonomy places the organism in Eukaryota, Viridiplantae, Streptophyta, Magnoliopsida, Alismatales, Araceae.